AUGAAAGACACGAUCACUGACAUCUCCAGUGACGCGGCAGGCGGCGUUAGAGGAGACCCGUGCAUCCUCUCAUCCAAACUUAUCCACCAAUGUCGCCUAUUACUCGCCGAACUCGACGUCUUCCAAUCCGCAAUCGCCUCGCGGUUCCGCAAACAUCAGCAACAGCGACAUCUCUCCGAAACGCGGACACUGAGGACAAAUGUCUCCUCAGAGCUGAGAAAACUAGAAAAACUAGCUGCUGAAGCCAACACUAUACAAGCAAGGAAACGCGCGUGUGUUGGAGAGAAGGGAGAGGAGGAAGGGGACGAAUAUGUGGAAUUAAGUAUGGAAGAAAGCCGGAUUUUCCAUGCACUUCGCUCGUCGAAUCUGCCGUUUUACUACACGCUGUGGACGAUUGCGAAACAGCAUUGCAGAGGCGUGGUAGGAUUCUCAAAGCGGUUUUACUGGGAAAGGGAUAAGAGGCCAAUGCAUGAGAGAGAGAAGGAGGCAGUGGACGUUGAUGGGAAGAUGACGAAACGGAAGCUCGUCAAUGAGGAUAAAAAGAAGAGUGUGUUUGUGGACGUCGUGCAUCAAGAUGGAGAGGAAUGGGUGAAGAUCUCGACAAUUACGGAAAAUCGGCUUGUUAUGGAAAUGGCUGAGAAAGGGUGGGGGAUGGAUAGUGAUGAGGAGGAGGGGGAUGGUUCUUACGAUUCACAGCAACGAACUGUUCUACGAAAUAAUGACUCUGAAGAAGAUGACGAUGAUGAUCAGAUUGAAUUAAUUAAGGUGGCUAGUGAUAUAGUCAAGGCAGCACAGGCUUGUCGUGUGAGAUACAAGAAUCCACGUGUGCGUAUCAUCCUCUCGAGGCUUGAAGAAGGUAAGGUCCCUGAAAUCGACCAUGUCCUGGGGAUAGUGCGAAGCUAUGGCGUGACAGUGGAAUUUGGUACGAACAUACCCGACAUCCUCAGCGACGAGGCGUUAGGUGACCGUGAUCCAAAUUCAAUAUCUGAGGAUGAUCUGCCACUCUCAACUUUGCUCCCAAACCCAUUUGAGAAAUUCACCUCUGUUGUUAAUGUUGACUGCACUAUUCUCCUCGCUGUGGUGUCGGACCUUUCUCAUAUACAACAAAUCGAACCAUCUCCCAGUCACCACGACGUCAUUCGAAGGCAGAUCGAGGUGGAAGAGGAAAUAUCUCUACUCACGGCAGAGCUAUGGCCUGCAAUGGCCGGUCAUCAUAUUGUCUGCACAAAGGAAGCAGUGAAUAGAAUGAGAGAGAUUGUUGAUAGCGUUGGCACCGACACUGAGAAGAAGAGAGCUACUAUUUUCCUGGGUGAAGGCGAAUUUCAAGGACUUAGUAGAGAGGAACUUGUUGACCAGUUCCAAAAACUUUCAGAUCAUGCCGUUCCAAGAGAGUGGGCACUUCCCAUAAAACCCGUGGAAGCUGGCAAGGAGAUAGAUGAUGCUCGACAACAAAACAGAUUACCACCUGUUGCUAGCCAAGUCAUGGAAAUUUUGAGUGACAUCAAUCGCAGCGUCUUCUUUUAUGGCUGGGUUAGAAAUAUCGUCACAAUAACGAGCAACAAGACCGUUGUCAAACAGAUCGAAAACGUGAUAGAAAGGAACCGAGGCGAUGACAAUAAUCUGGAGGGCCCGAUGGUUUGGAUAUGUGACACGGCUAGAAGUUUGAUUGGCAAGGAAAGAAAUCGAAAGCCAUAA
Messenger RNA from Talaromyces proteolyticus, 1695 nucleotides. RefSeq lists its product as uncharacterized. NCBI's taxonomy places the organism in Eukaryota, Fungi, Ascomycota, Eurotiomycetes, Eurotiales, Trichocomaceae. The coding region runs from base 1 to 1695 and encodes 564 amino acids. The transcript has a single exon. The record is from RefSeq and is a predicted model, not a curated record.